Molecule: messenger RNA, 2493 nt
Organism: Truncatella angustata
Lineage: Eukaryota; Fungi; Ascomycota; Sordariomycetes; Amphisphaeriales; Sporocadaceae
Product: fungal-specific transcription factor domain-containing protein
Exons: 3
Coding region: 1-2493 (830 amino acids)
Biological process (GO): DNA-templated transcription; regulation of DNA-templated transcription
Cellular component (GO): nucleus
Molecular function (GO): DNA-binding transcription factor activity, RNA polymerase II-specific; DNA binding; zinc ion binding
Source: RefSeq, a predicted model, not a curated record
AUGCAGCCUGUCCAGCCUCUGAAUGGCACACACCAACACGUGUCGCCGCCACUUAGCCAUGGUAAACAGGAGUACGACAGCGAUGAUGGCAACGCUGGGAACAGCGGAGAUGAAAAUGACCCCGAGGAUGAUCACGAUGAACCUGAUACUGCACGCAGCGGCAAGCGCAAAAGGCCAAUAUCUGUAUCGUGUGAGCUAUGUAAGCAGAGGAAGGUGAAGUGUGAUCGUGGUCAGCCAUCAUGCGGAUGGUGCAAACGAAAUUCAGUGCCGUGCGAGUACCGGGAAAGGAAGAAGCCAGGGCUGCGGGCGGGUUAUGGUAGGGAAUUGGAACAACGUCUCGACAAGCUUGAAGAAGUUCUCCGGUCACACUCGGAGAUCUUACAGCACAACUUUAUGAACAAUGGGCCACAUAAUGUUGCGCCAAGCGUACGUACCAGCAACCCGAGCGUUCCCAGCGAUUCAGGGACUCCUCGGGAGCACCACUCAGUAUUUCGACAGAACGACCCUGUAAGGACACCGCGGGCAGAGACAGCCUUGUUCUUACAAAAGCCGUCCUCGUUCAUGCCCGUCACGCAAAGCACCGACUUUGGAUUGCCGCCACCCACACCCUCAAUACACUCCAUGCCCGACGCAUUCCAGUCGCAGAUGCCCAUGUCCGGUAUAUCACCAACAAACCAGCUGCCCGCAAUGCCGCCCAGUGCCGCGACGCAAGAAUACUACGGCAACCAGCCCCUCCAGUCGCCCAGUGUGGGUGUUACACAUGGGCACAUGGCAGACCAGGACCUACCCCCAUACGACCUGCUGUAUGCUCUGGCGGAUCUUUACUUCAAGCACAUUAAUACCUGGUGUCCCAUUCUGCACAGAAAGACGACACUUGACACCUUAUUUGGCAGCUCUACCUUGGACGAGACUGAUCGAGUACUGUUACAUGCCAUUGUGGCCACCACCUUGAGAUACUCUACAGACGCCAGAUUGACCGAAGAGAGGAGGCGGCAUUACCAUGGCAUCUCAAAACAACGGGUAUUGCUAUACGGAAUGGAGAAUUCAUCUAUCAAGGCCUUGCAAGCUCUUGUGAUUCUUGCACUCGAUCUCUGUGGAGAUAGCAAUGGGCCGCCGGGAUGGAAUAUCAUGGCGCUUAUAACCCGAUCAGUAGUCCAGAUCGGCCUGGCUGUCGAGACUACAUCGUUCUCUGUGUCGCCCAAUUAUGCUUCCAUUUAUACGCUCCGUGCGAUGAUCUUGCCGGAAUCGAGGGAUUUCAUCGAGGACGAGUCCCGGCGAAGACUCUUCUGGAUGGUUUAUCUACUGGAUCGAUACGCAACGCUCGCCACUGCAUUUGAGUUCGCGCUGGACGACAAGGAGAUUGACAGGACUCUUCCCUGCAGAGACGAUCUCUGGAUGAAGAACCAGAGAGUAGAAACUAGGUGGUUCCAAGCAGAGGACCAUCCUACUGAUCUACCAGAUCAUGACAUAGACAAGCCGGAAAACCUCGGCGCUUUCUCAUAUUAUAUCGAGAUUCUCGGCAUACUGUCCAAGGUUCACAAGUUCCUGAAGCAACCGGUGGAUAUCAGCGCCCUGAGUGACGUUGAACAAUGGCAGAUGAAGUAUAAAGACCUUGACAACCUCCUUACCUCCUGGAAAUUCGGUCUCCCCGGAGAAUACGGCAAUAUGGCCAAACUCUUUCAACCAGGAUGUGGUAAAACGAUGAACUGUGGAUGGAUCAUGCUUCACGCAACUUACCAUACCGCAGUCAUCAGAUUACAUUCUUCAGCCGCAUACCCCACCACGCGAUCGCCUAUAUUUACGCCGUCCUAUUCCGCCAGCCAACGUUGUCACGGAGCCGUCGAGAACAUCGCAGCACUCGGGGAGUUUGUUGUCCAAAACGGAAUGCUUACCAAGCUUGGCCCGCCUUUUGCAUUCACCCUCUGGGUUGCGGCACGUUUGUUACUCGUGCAUGGGUCCACGGUUGAGCAUAAACUGUCACCUCAAAUCGCUUUCCUCGUGGAAACUUUGAGGGAUAUGGGACGAUACUGGCCAGUUGCCGCGAGGUACUGUCAACUUCUGCAGCGUGUGCUCGACGAGCAUAGCGACAGCGAGCGAGCUGUUGGCACGACGGGAGAGAGGGUCACGCCGUCAUCGGUCAGGAUACUGGCAGAUAUGCGAAGAACGGCAUUUGAUCUUGAUUUUUUAAUCAGUCGGCAACCUGGCCAUCUUGCUGGAGGGCCUAGUCGGAUGCCUAGUGUGACUCCGGCCAGAACGCCUGCCCCCCAGGAGCUUGAGUACUUGGAUGUCUUCGAUUUUUUCAACGUCCCACGUUUGCCUUUCAACAGUGGUGAGAACCUACAACAGAACGGAAACAGCAACGAAAUGAGCGUUGAUCAGCAUGGCCCAAAUGGCGGGAACCCAAACGGCCCUGCGAAUGAGUUCAACAUUACGAACUUCAUGGUCGAUGCGAAUAGCGAUUGGCUGUUCAAGCAGCCUGCACUUAGUAACUAA